AUGGAUGUCAUUCAGCACUUAAUUGCACUAGAGCAGUCUAUUGUAGGUCUUAACUGUACUAGAGCAGUCUACUACUGCAUCGACGUAGACAUUGGGACUGAGUCAUGUGGCUCUUUUGACGACAAAGCUUGCUACGUCACGUGCUCAUCCCGUCACAUCGUUCAGAUUACGGGUUGCUCCGUCACGAUCAACGUCACGUGUGACGUGGACAACGUAAAGGGGCGUUACGUGCGUGUGCGCCAGAAUAGCGCCGCUGCUCUGGAGCUCUGUGACCUUAAGGUCAUGGGGUAUCUUGACCUCGGCAAAGAUUCAAGAAAUUUUGCUUUGAAUGCACCAUGCACCCAAAGCACAACAUACAAUGACUGGCAACCAGGACGAGCGGUUGACGGAAACAGAAAUGGUAAUCAGAACAGACUUUCAUGCAGCCACACCACUUUUACCCCCAGCCACUGGUGGCGAGUGGACUUGAGGAAGCUGAUACUCGUGUCCCUCAUCAUCAUCGCCAACCGCCAGGACUGCUGCAGUGACAGACUGGCCAACUUCACCGUGGAGCUGGGUCGUCUGGAGUCCAACGGCAGCAUCACCUACACGCUGUGUCGUUACCAUGACGGCGUUGCUGGACCCCUGACGACCCUGAACUGCACGCGGUCCAUCUGGGGUCAGUUUGUCCGCAUAUCAAAACUGGGGCCACCCCUGACACUGUGUGAAGUGGAAGUUUAUGGCGACACCGACGCCAAUAACACAGAACUACUGUCAGAGAUGAUAACGCCAGGUACUUCAUACGACGACAACAACGGAACGGACGAGUCAACAACGCUUCUAGAAGUCAGAAGGGAGUCCACAAUGUUUGUCAGAGACACUGAUGGGACUACAGUGUCCACAGGACUUACAAGAGCCACUGAUGGGACUACGGUGUCCACAGGACUUACAAGAGCCACUGAUGGGACUACGGUGUCCACAGGACUUACAAGAGCCACUGAUGGGACUACGGUGUCCACAGGACUUACAAGAGCCACUGAUGGGACUACAGUGUCCACAGGACUUACAAGAGCAACUGAUGGGACUACGGUGUCCACAGGACUUACAAGAGAUACUGAUGGGACUACAGAGUCCACAGGACUUACAAGAGAUACUCAUGAGACUACAGUGUCCACAGCACUUACAAGAGACACUGAUGAGACUACAAUGUCCACAGGACUUACAAGAAACACUGAUGGGACUACAAUGUCCACAGGACUUACAACAGAGACGAGGGCAACUGCAGAAUUGACGCCUCACCUUGAAGAGAGCAUUGUGCCAACAUCAUUUACAAAUACAAAACACUACUACUGCCGGUGUAGAUUUGAACCCGCCAAACAAAAUAAAAGCCAGCAAGAAGCUGAAGAAGUGGUGCAGAUGACUGAGGAACUGAAGGUCCAGCAUCUCACCUUGGGCAAGCAGAUCCGCAAGAAGUCCAGCGCCGCUGACCUGCGAAUAUCUUCAACAGUCAUGGGGAUAGUCGUCACCGCAGUUAUCUCCUUCAUCUUGCUGUCAUCGUCAUGUGUGACCUCCUUCCUUUUUGUCAGUUUUUGUUCCACAAGGAAAAGAUAG
Molecule: messenger RNA, 1590 nt
Organism: Pomacea canaliculata
Lineage: Eukaryota; Metazoa; Mollusca; Gastropoda; Architaenioglossa; Ampullariidae
Exons: 6
Coding region: 1-1590 (529 amino acids)
Source: RefSeq, a predicted model, not a curated record